AUGGGGAUCAAGCUGAUCAUCCUAUUGGCGUUACUAGUAGGAGUGCUAUACAGUCUUCAUCUUCUAGUUCAAGACUACCAAGCGCUGACAGCUGCCUCCAAGCUCCUUCGAUUUCUCUUCAAAAGGGAUUUGAGCUCACAGAAUACCGUUAAGCCUGCCGUGCGAUGGAAGAGAAUAUUGCUAUGCGACCCGAUACAAUGCGCGAGGUACUUCUAUUGUGAACUGGGAGCGCAGCGCAACAACGAGGUGCUACAGGGCUUCGUUUAUAUGCUGACUUUAGAGCCUACGGAAAACGACAGUUCAGCCCAUGCGGUCUUCAAAGAAGCUUACGAACACGGGUUAAUGAACCCUACAAAGUGCAAAGAAAAAUACUCCAUGUGCCCCUUCAACGCCUCACUACUCUUCGAGUUGAUACGAUAUUUAUUACGUCACCCAUAAGUUUAUUUUAGUCACAGAUAACGUAGAAUAAAUUGUAAUAAUUUAACACGUCUUUUUAUCUUAAAGAAUGAGCAAAUUGCUCUGACUUUAUCUUCAUUACGUGAAUACAUUAUUUUUUGGUGAAUAAAAAGGGAUUCUUGUGAUGGCAGCACAAGGGUU
Helicoverpa armigera (cotton bollworm) is the source of this 597-nucleotide messenger RNA. RefSeq lists its product as uncharacterized. The coding region runs from base 1 to 438 and encodes 145 amino acids. The transcript is spliced from 4 exons. Lineage: Eukaryota; Metazoa; Arthropoda; Insecta; Lepidoptera; Noctuidae. The record is from RefSeq and is a predicted model, not a curated record.